AUGUCGCUGUGCCUGAACCGUUUGACGGAAGAGAGGAAGCAAUGGCGCAAGGAUCACCCGUUUGGUUUUUACGCGAAACCUCAUCGAACUGCGCAGGGUGUGCUUGACCUGAAACGCUGGGAGUGUGGUGUUCCUGGCAAGUCGCAGACACUUUGGGAGGGUGGCUUAUUCAAGCUCGAUGUCAUAUUCCCUGAUGAGUACCCGACCAAACCACCAAAGUGCAAGUUCGUUCCGCCGCUCUUCCAUCCGAACGUUUAUCCGUCUGGAACCGUCUGUCUUUCUAUCUUGAACGAGGAUGAAGCAUGGAAACCUGCCAUUACAAUCAAACAGAUCCUGCUGGGUAUUCAGGACUUACUGAAUGACCCGAACCCCGAGUCUCCUGCUCAGGCGGAGGCAUACAAUCUGUUCAAGAAGGAUAAGCCAGCCUACGAGAGGCGUGUUAAACAGGUUGUGCGGGAGAACCCCUCUUUAUGA
Molecule: messenger RNA, 474 nt
Organism: Aspergillus puulaauensis
Lineage: Eukaryota; Fungi; Ascomycota; Eurotiomycetes; Eurotiales; Aspergillaceae
Gene: UBC9
Product: E2 SUMO-conjugating protein UBC9
Exons: 4
Coding region: 1-474 (157 amino acids)
Biological process (GO): protein sumoylation
Cellular component (GO): nucleus
Molecular function (GO): SUMO conjugating enzyme activity
Source: RefSeq, a predicted model, not a curated record